Zea mays is the source of this 670-nucleotide messenger RNA. Its product is annotated as flowering-promoting factor 1-like protein 5. The coding region runs from base 107 to 433 and encodes 108 amino acids. The record is from RefSeq and is a predicted model, not a curated record. Lineage: Eukaryota; Viridiplantae; Streptophyta; Magnoliopsida; Poales; Poaceae. The transcript has a single exon. Gene Ontology annotation, biological process: regulation of flower development.
CACGUACAGCCGUCAAACGGACACAGCAGCAGUGUAGUGGUAGCGCACCGCAUAGGAGAGGCAGCGACACAGACGUGACGUCGGUCCAUCGAGACGAGAUCCGAGGAUGUCCGGGUCGGGCGGCGGCGUGUGGGUGUUCAACAAGAAGGGCGUGAUGCAGCUGGAGCAGCUGGCGCCGGCGAGCCGGAAGGCGCUGGUGUACUUGCCGACGGACGAGGUGGUGCGGUCGGUGGAGGCGCUGGAGCGGAGGCUGGGGGCGCUGGGGUGGGAGCGCUACUACGAGAACCGCAGCGUCGUGCAGCUCCACAGGCGCGGCGGCGGCGCCGACCUCAUCACCAUCCCGCGCGACUUCGCCGGCCUCCGCUCCACCCACAUGUACGACGUCGUCGUCAAGAACCGCCACCACUUCAAGGUCGUCGACCGAGACGCCUAGCUGGCAAGCAGCUCCGUCGUCGCCGAUGGUCUCGGCAUGCAUCAUGCGUGUGUGCACAGUUGCUCAACGAUCGACUGCUGAUCGAUCGUUGUAAAAAAGAAAAAAAAAAAGAACUCCUGAAUCUCCUGGUCGAUCGAUGAUGUUGCACGAGUUAUAUUAUUGUACUUGUUAAUAGUUUGCACCCAUUUGUAAUUUUACUCCAUAAACUAAUUCAUUAAUAUACGCAAACUUUAGAAA